AUGCUUCCUCCUGCCAUUCAUUUCUAUCUCAUUCCCCUUGCAUGCAUCCUAAUGAAAAGCUGCUUGGCUUUUAAAAAUGAUGCCACAGAAAUCCUUUAUUCACAUGUGGUUAAACCUGUUCCAGCACACCCCAGCAGCAACAGCACGCUGAAUCAAGCCAGAAAUGGAGGCAGGCAUUUCAGUAACACUGGACUGGAUCGGCACACUAGGGUUCAAGUGGGUUGCCGAGAACUGCGUUCCACAAAAUACAUCUCUGAUGGCCAGUGCACCAGCAUCAGUCCCCUGAAGGAGCUGGUGUGUGCUGGCGAGUGCUUGCCCCUGCCAGUGCUUCCUAACUGGAUCGGAGGAGGCUAUGGAACGAAAUACUGGAGCAGGAGGAGCUCCCAGGAGUGGAGGUGUGUCAAUGACAAAACGCGCACCCAGAGGAUCCAGCUGCAGUGCCAAGAUGGCAGCACGCGCACCUACAAGAUCACGGUGGUCACUGCCUGCAAGUGCAAGAGGUACACCCGGCAGCACAACGAGUCCAGCCACAACUUUGAGAGCGUGUCACCUGCCAAGCCAGCCCAGCACCACAGAGAGCGGAAAAGAGCCAGCAAAUCCAGCAAGCACAGCGUGAGUUAG
Molecule: messenger RNA, 621 nt
Organism: Cynocephalus volans (Philippine flying lemur)
Lineage: Eukaryota; Metazoa; Chordata; Mammalia; Dermoptera; Cynocephalidae
Gene: SOSTDC1
Product: sclerostin domain containing 1
Exons: 2
Coding region: 1-621 (206 amino acids)
Biological process (GO): negative regulation of Wnt signaling pathway; negative regulation of BMP signaling pathway
Molecular function (GO): BMP binding
Source: RefSeq, a predicted model, not a curated record